This is a messenger RNA of Esox lucius (northern pike), 3355 nucleotides long. RefSeq names its product SAM and SH3 domain containing 3 (gene sash3). Bases 132 to 1328 code for a protein of 398 amino acids. The record is from RefSeq and is a predicted model, not a curated record. Gene Ontology annotation, molecular function: protein binding. NCBI's taxonomy places the organism in Eukaryota, Metazoa, Chordata, Actinopteri, Esociformes, Esocidae. The transcript is spliced from 8 exons.
UACUUCUUUUCAAUCUUAACUUCUUUGCCUAGCAGUGACGGCAGAGUGACAGGAACGGCAAAAGUCUGCGUUGGUACCCUUCUCUUUGUCGUUAGACCACAGAGAGUGCCAGGAGAGACCACGGAGGAACAAUGUUACGACGAAAACCUUCCAAUGUUUCAGAGAAGGAGCAGGUGCAGGAGAAAGUGCAGAAAAAGAAGCUCACCCUGCAGAGGUCCAGCAGCUUCAAGGACUUCAUGAAACCCAAGUCCCCGGUGGUGGUGGACAAGGAGUUCAACUUGGACCACACAGUGCCAGAGGAUGGGCCCAUGGAGGACGCUGGGAAAAGUGGCGGUAAGCAGGGGAAGAAAUCGUGGCGUAACGUCAUCUCCCGCACCAUGACCCGGAAAACCUCCAAGAGAGUUCAGAAGGUCCUGUCAGAGGAGGGUGGGGAGAGCGGUGAGGAGGGCUCCCCAUCCCCCACUGCAGACUGGAUUCACGACCUGACACCGGGCAACAGGACAUCCGUGUGCUCCACAGGCUCUGAGGACACACUGCACAGCCCUGUCUCACGCCAGCUCUCUGGCUGUGGGGACCGCCAAAGCCUGGACAGUGGCUACAGUCAGAGAGACAGCAUGAGGCUGGAGGAGGCCGGCUCUCUCUACACAGGCCCCUUCUGUGGUCGCGCCCGUGUCCACACAGACUUCAUCCCCAGCCCCUACGACAUUGAGUCCCUCAAGCUUCAAAAAGGUGACAUCAUUCAGAUAAUUGAGAAGGACCCAGUUGGCACCUGGACUGGAAAGCUCAACAACCGGGUGGGCACCUUCAAGUUCAUCUACGUCAACAUCCUACCGGAGGAGUCCACGCCACCCAUGAGGAAGAGGUGCCACAGCAAGAACCGCCGCUCCAAGGUCAAACCCAAGCCUCAGACUCUGGAGGAAGUUCUUGAAAGGAUCGGUCUCACAGAACUGGGCCCUUUGCUGUCCAUGCACGGCUUCCAGAGCCUGGAGGAUUUUAGAGGGCUGAAGGAGUCCCACCUCAACGAGCUCAACAUCACAGAAGCUGAACAACGCACCAAGAUCUUGACUGCAACAGAGUUGCUGCGUGACUCGGACGACGACUCAGAGUCUGAGAACGAGACGAGCCCUGAGAAGUGUGACAUACCCAGAGACUCGGGCUGCUUCGAGAGUCCGGAGAACCUAGAGAACGGGCGCCCAGAAACCGAGGGAGAGACGGGUUCCGAGACAAAUGUGAACCCGGAGCCAGAGCAGCAACAGGGAGGAGAGGAGCAACAGAGUUCUCUUGAGGACCAACUGCAGGAACUUAAUGUGGACGAGGAGGUCUCCUGAGAGAUGAAUAUCAGAGAAGCUCUGGAACUGAAGAGAACCAUUCUUGGUAGAUUUUUCCAUGGACAUUCAUCAAAAACCGACUGCUCAUUCAACCCGUCAGAAUAUAUUGACAAAGUCAGGAUAAAGUAAUAUUACGUAGGACGGAGUGUUUUUAAAACUGUGGUCUCCACUUUUGAGCACAGUGCCGUAACUGUAGCAUAAGCUCUACUUGUAGCCAGAAACCUGUUGCCUGGAUACGUUUUGAAAGGUUUUGCAUGUAGUUGUACAUCAGAAACCUCAUUGUUUACAUAGUAGUGGAUGCAAUUACAAAACCUGACAUGCAGAUGGUGCAGUUAAACACGUUUAUCUACAUCAUCGCUAUAAAAUCUAAGGGUUUAUAACUUGGAGGCUAGCAGGCAAGGGAGGCAAUGUAAAUUAUCAGUUAGAUAAAGCCUGAAGUAUGAUGUACUCAUUGGAUACAGCUACACCCAUCAACCGUCUUGCGUGUUGCAUGCUGUAAUUGAAAUCUCUGUAGAGUUACUAUAGUCAACAUUAGUGUUUGCUGUCCUGAUACAGUCCAGCUGGGAUUGUGUGCAUCAGACAAACGCGCUUGUUUGUGAACCAAUAAUGUUGCUGAACAUGUUUUAGAAGAAUGCAAGUCUUUCGAAAGUAACUUUUUUUAAGGUAAAGAUUGCAGUGGAUGGGCUUAUGGUUGUGUUCAGUCCCUUUCAUUUAUACUAUGCUAUUUCAGCUUUUAUAUAUAGCAGUCUAAGUGGAUUUUACAUGAACUGUUAUCAUACAGAUGAUCAUCAUGGCAGGGUACUUGCAUGAUGUUCCCACAGAGAUAUUAAGACCUGAGUAAGGGAAUACAAACUGCAUCAAGUGUGAUUCAGACAUGUUCACAAAUGUCUUCAUUAGUAGUAUGAUUGUACUUAUCUGUAACUGUACUCGUUUCUCCUUUAUUUUGUCAAGUGUUAUCUGUUCCCUUUGAACAUUUGAGGUAUUUGAAUGUAAAGUUAAUGUGUAAUAUUAGUUUGCAUGUAAUUUUCAACUUUUAUUUUGAGAAAUAUUUUGUUAAUGACCUAUGAAUGGAAUUGAUGUUGAGAUUUUAGAGCACAAAAUCAACUUCGCUAUGUUGUUUUACUUCAUUGUUGGUGUGUUGAUCAAAACUUGUCUGUCAUUGUUGUAAGGACUUUUCCGUAUCAGAGAACACUCCCAAUAUUCCUGCUGGGCAAACUUAAUGCCAUGAAAAAGGGUUAACCUUUUCUAUAUCACCAUAUUCAUAACAAAGUUUUAGUAAGCAGCUGGACUCAAUUAGCAACCAAACCUCCAGGAUCUAAAAACACGGGAAAGGGAAAAAGCACCUCUAUAAAUCCUAAAUGGAGUUUGUGUCUCGACUUGAAAACGCUCCUGCAGCAUGAGAACUACCAACUCUUCUUUAUUGGUUUGGUGAUCAUAGCCCCAGUUAGUCUGGCAGACACUUAAGAAUCAAAAUCCCAUGAUAAAAACUACAGUACCUGAAAGCAGAUUUUAUGGCAUUUUGAUCAGACUAUUAUCAUGCAUUGACAGCGAGGAACCCCUCCUAUAAACCAUUCUAGUCUUCAUAACACAAGUGAUGGAGAGAGCUUGGAAUUGAUUUACCCAUUUGUGGAUCUGUACAUAAAGUUGGACUGUCUUCAGUGAGUUUGAAAAUUAGUCAUCUUUCAGGUGGGUAAUGUAUCGGUUAUGUUUGGAUUUCCUUUUUUCUGUUUCUGUGUUCUGAAUACCCAGAAUAUUUUGUAAGUUCUCAAAUAAGUCCUGUCUGCUUGUGUGGUCAAUAAAAAAAAAUACAAAAUUCAGAUGUGAAGAUGGCAUUACACUUUAUCGAACAUUGUGGCCCACCCAUGUUAAUUAAACCUGUCGCAAACAUGCUUCCAUUAGUCUGCUUUAUUUUCUUUUGUUGAUUUUUAAUGGGACAAUUUACAGGAAUCUGGGGAAACCCAGCACUAAAAUAUUGUCAUUGCAAUAAUUGAGACAAAACUACUAAUAAUAAAGACAAUAUAAUUUAA